AUCACGCCAAGCUGGAUGGAUUAAGCGUGUUUUCCCAGGAACAAGACAGGAAGCAACGUUAGUUAGUUUACCAAGAGCGCGGAUUUGGAUCGGACAUGCUAUUUGUGGAGUAGUGGAGCACCUUGAAGUCUUGUCGAGGAAUCGGAAGAUUGUGUGGCGUUUAGAAGCGGGAGAGAAGGUUGCUUUUUUUCGGAAAUUUGAUACCUUGCACUAGUAGUGCAUGAAGAGCGUGCAGUGCUGCUGAGAAGAACACCCUCCCCAGGGCAGGUUCUCGGUUUUUGUGCAAAACUAAACUCAUAAUACACAGAGGUCUAGCCGUUCGGUCGGUUGUGUUGUGCUGUUUGUGUGUGAUUUUUAUGUAACAAAAUAGCAAGUUUCGAAACGAGACGUCGUCGUUGGUUGGUAAUCGAAUUAGGUUCUCCAGUGUGAGACGCAGCAAGCCUUGCGGUGUGCGUUGUUCCGUUGUUCACCGUCGGUUCCAAGUAGGCGCGGGAGCAAAACAAAAACAUUGACGACUAGGAGUUAGUGUUUUCUGGCGCUCGAAACGGUCGGGAUCCACAUCCAAGUGAGCGUCGUUCGGAGGAUUAGUUGACGUGUGAGGUGUUUUGGUUUUUAGCGGGACAACGCGAUGAAUCGGACUGAAUCCGAGGAUAGUCCGGUCGAAAUGACCGUGGAAACCGUGUCGACUACGGCGUCCGAUGUGGGAUCCAUGUCGGAUUCGCCAGUCCGGCAGCCGGAGAAAAAGAAGAAAAAGCGUGGGUUGUCGUUUAAGAAGAUUAGGACCAACGCUCAAAAGUUGAUUCCGGGCAGGAAAAAGAACGAAAAGGACGAAAAGUCCGAGGAGGCUGUGUCUCAGUCGGAAGAAGGUCCUCCGCCAUCGCCGCCUCCUACGCCCGUGCUCAAAGAAGUCAAGUCAACCGAGAGUCUUCCAGCGAUUAAGGAAGAACCUCCGGUCCUACAGCCGACCAAGUCGAUUGAUGAGCUCUCAGGGGACAAGAAGGCCAAAAAGGCUCGCAAACCAAGUCGAGCGGCAAGUUUCGUCAAGAAACUAGCCGGUCGUAAAUCCAAAGUUGCCCCGAACCCAAAGAACACCUCAUCCCUGGAGGAUGAAAACUCCGCCUCAACGUCCGAGACUCCGCUGAGCAUCAAGAGACGAACCCCGGAGGGAGCCAAUCUCAGCGUGUCCGAGACCAGUCUUUACGAGGGCGAUAAGCCCAGUGACAGUUUCAAAAUCGAACAACUCGAUAGUGAACCCAAAGUGGUGCGAACCAUUUCGCCGAAAAAGACCGAAAUGAAAAUCACUUUGGUCAACGAACAGGCAGAAAGUGUCGCCAGGGCAGGCGAUGGGAGUUCUAAGGCUUCUUCCGGUGUUCAGUUACCAGUGACUGCGUCGGCUUCGGUCGCCACCACUGCUGACGCCGAAUCGCCUUCAUCGGCUUCGUCAUCAUCGACGAGCGGCGUUGAUAAAGAGAACCUCGUCUCAGUCGCAAGUGUUGGUGAAUCGAAGACAGUCGCACCCGGUCCCACUGCCGCCUCGAUUGAUUCUAAUAAACCAAUUAGUGUUUCACGUUCAUCAAAAGUACUCACAACCGCCAUCGAGGACAACGUGGCCAUUUCCUCCAACAAGGAGAUCACCAUCAGCUCUCUGCUCAGCGGUGACUAUAUUGCCGAAAUCAAUAAAAUAUCAAUCGACAAAAUUAGCACCGUCGUGCCGAACAACGAUCAGCCACCGCUUACUACGCGCGAGAAAUUUUACCAAUCUGUUCCUUCGCAGGCGGUGAUCGCAGCAACCAACAACGGCUCGCUCUCCCUCCGAGAGGAAAAGGAAAACGUGUCCGAAACGUUCGAAGUAGUGAAUGACAACGUGGUAAAAUCCCCCGCGCCAAAAAUACCCCCGGAAUCGACCACCGAAAAGCUGAAAAACAUUUUUAUGAAGAAGGACACUCAGAAAAAGACCUCCGCUGCCACUACCACCAGCACCACCUCCCAGCCAGAACCAACUCCGAUCCUGACCACCGUCCGCACACAGGAAGCCGCCAAGCCCUAUCAACUUGGAAACAACAUCAAAAACCCCAAUCUUUCCGGAUUUAAGGAAACUGCCAUCGAGGACAGUAAACCUUCCUCUUCAACAGACGGCGAGGGUGGUGGCGGUGAUGCAAUAGUGUUCGACAUCGGCAGCAAAGUUCGCCCGGAUCGUACGUCCAGUGUCAAGCCAGCGAAGUCGACGCUCCUCACACCUACUAUCGGGGUGGUUGCGGCAGUGGACAGUGUAGUAUCCCCAUCCGGGACCUUCAAUCAAUCCAAAUCACUCGAAGAGUACGGUUCUCUGGAGGCACGGGGAUCCUCAUUCGACGAAAGUCCACUGAGUGAGAACUCCAGGCGCAGGAUUGCGUACGUUGCUCAGCCCACGUUGUUCACCCCGGAAGAGGAGGAACUGGUUACCGGAAGGCCGUCGCUGUUGUCCAGUGCUGCCGGAAGCUCGCUGGAGUCGGGUGAUUUUCUCGAGAACAAAAUGUCGCCGCAUGGUGAUUUGCUGCUGGAGAAGGGUGAAAACUUGUCAAAUAUGUCCACAGCACCGACGGAGAAGCGUGAGCACUUGUACAAAAUCCUGGUGAUUGGCGAGUUGGGCACCGGCAAGACGUCCUUCAUCAAGCGCUAUGUGCACCAGUUCUUCAGCCAAAACUACCGGGCCACCAUCGGGGUCGAUUUUGCCCUCAAAGUGCUGAACUGGGACCAGAAUACGAUCAUCCGGUUACAGCUGUGGGAUAUUGCUGGUCAGGAACGAUUCGGCAACAUGACCCGCGUCUACUACAAGGAAGCCGUCGGAGCGUUCAUCGUGUUCGAUGUGACGCGAAGUGCCACCUUCGAUGCGGUCAUCAAGUGGAAGCAGGAUCUCGACUCGAAAGUGCAACUGCCGGACGGAAAGCCGAUUCCGUGUAUAUUGUUGGCGAAUAAGAGCGAUCAACAGAAGCAAGGUAUUGUCACGACGCCGGCCAAAUUGGAUGAGUAUGUGAAGGAGUACGGCUUCGCCGGAUGGUUCGAAACGUCCGCCAAAGAGAAUGUCAACAUUGAAGAGGCUGCCAAAUCUUUAGUCAAUAAGAUCCUGACGAAUGACAAGCAGAUAAACGCGGGAGAAAUCAUGGAUUCGGACCGGCUCGCCCUGGCUGGCGGAAGCAAGGACUCGAAUCAGAAGAAAUCCUGUGCCUGCUGACCAUAUGCCGCCCCCAUAUGUCUCAGUGUCUUCUUUACUCGAUACUUUUUUUUUUAAUGUUAUUGAUUAUUUUAUACGUCUAAUAUAUACAACAAGAACAUCAAACAGCUAAGGCAAGGUGGAACCCGUAGGCAUCGUGCGGAGGAGUAAGCAAUUUCACUACCCAAGAAGAAAAAAAGAAAAGAGGAUACAAAUUUUAAACUCUAACAGUGUAGGGAAACGGAUAAGAUGAAACAGAAAUAUUAUACCAAAUAAUAAUACCUAGAAGUGAACCUUCGAAAUCACAAAAAAGAAGGUAACCAUCAGAGAGCAUGUAUUCUAAAUAAAUUUGAAGAAAAAAAAAAAAAAAUGUAACAAAUACGCUGAUACCAAUUGAGUCCGAUUUACUUAACCGUCUGGAGCAAAAGCUUUUAUACAUUUGCGAAAAAAUUGUUAACAUAAGAAAAAUGCCUGCAAAAUAAAAUAGAGGAAACCUGUUGGAUAUAUUGUACUGCU
This is a messenger RNA of Ochlerotatus camptorhynchus, 3706 nucleotides long. It is a transcript of the gene Rab32, whose product is annotated as RAS oncogene family member Rab32. Gene Ontology annotation, cellular component: Golgi apparatus; phagocytic vesicle; lysosome. Bases 629 to 3211 code for a protein of 860 amino acids. Gene Ontology annotation, biological process: phagosome-lysosome fusion; endosome to lysosome transport. Gene Ontology annotation, molecular function: GTP binding; GTPase activity. The record is from RefSeq and is a predicted model, not a curated record. The transcript is spliced from 5 exons. NCBI's taxonomy places the organism in Eukaryota, Metazoa, Arthropoda, Insecta, Diptera, Culicidae.